Laccaria bicolor S238N-H82 is the source of this 1902-nucleotide messenger RNA. RefSeq lists its product as uncharacterized. The transcript has 2 exons. The coding region runs from base 1 to 1902 and encodes 633 amino acids. NCBI's taxonomy places the organism in Eukaryota, Fungi, Basidiomycota, Agaricomycetes, Agaricales, Hydnangiaceae. The record is from RefSeq and is a predicted model, not a curated record.
AUGCUCUUGCAGCUCCACCCACCUCAUCCUCACCCCGUCAUUCAACUUCCCUUUGGGUUCAAAGACCUUGAACAUGGCCUUCCCAAUCCUCAUUCCUGGACGGCCCAGCUUAGUAACCUCAUGCACGGCGAACUCGACCUUCCCAAAACACUACAUUCUCUGGACAAGGGUGUUGGAAUUACGAGCUUGCUCGAACAGGUCACAUUUGACCUUCCCUCGCUCACAGUUUCGUGUCGAUUUGUCGACGGAGCGAUCGAGGAAUGGCCGAUCAUAACACCAGGUCACGUGAAAUCGUUGCAGGACAUCAUGAGCGACGUUAAGCUAGCAACGGCCGAGGACGACCGUCAGAGGGAAAGAAUGAUGGAAAAGGAGAAGGAGAGGGACGUAGCAAGUCAGAGAUCUCCGUCUUCCUCCGUCAGAGUUGGUCGGACGCAUAAAAAGCAACGGUCGUUGUUCAUGAGCAUUGUCACUGCUGUUGGAUCCAUUAUCAACCCUCCGUCCUCCUCGAGAACACCUUCCCCUCCCCCGUUUACCACGCCAUUUAGUAAAUGUUCCUCCCGUCUCGGUCGGGUUUUUCGACAUAGGGCGCGUUCACUCCUCGUUGAUACAUAUCGCCGAUAUGUGUUAAUGGAACUUGCACGCCGAUUUCCUCGUGGUGGAUAUUACACGUGGAUUCUACACAGUAUGCUUCGCAGAACUGUGGAGGGGAUGGACCACCUUAUUCAGGAAGCCUCUUCGAGAACACCCGAUUUGAUUCGGCCUCGCGGCAGCGACGCGGAGUAUUUUUCUGCCACAACGAUGGUUGUCCCGUCAUUAUUUUCCGAUGAUGAAGAGGACGAAACGGACACUGACGGAAGCUCUCUGCAUACCCCCGCGUCAUCCCACUUUGAGAACGGACACCCUGUUGAAUCUUCGGCCGAAAGGCGGCUUUCAAAGCAACUUGAUAUGAUGCGGAAUCGUCUUUGCCCGGAAGAUUAUGCAGAUUACACCCGGUACUCCGACCUGAAGAAACGUCUGCAGGACCUUCUUAUUCAGGCAAACGUUCAAGUCAGGGCAAUUGAAGAGGAGCAGGCACAUCGUGAAGCUGUGCUGGAAAUUCGUAGUCGCCGACGGGCCUGGACCAGCAAGGCUCUAGCUGGAGCAAGCAGUAGCCAGUUUGGCCUUGGCAUGCCGUUCAAGAGUUCUCGACUUGGACAAGCCUCAUGGUCAAGUGACGACUAUGAGUUUGAGAUGCCAACUGUCAACUGGGAACGUCACAACGUGCAUAUAGAACAGGAAUUGGAAGAGCAGGAUGAGUUGCAUGGUUUCUCACCAAGGAGGAAGAAAAUAUCGAGCACUUCGAGACUUUUCCCGGUCAGUGAAGAAGUUGAGGGCGAGGACGGAUUUCAGCUGGACGAAGCACUAGACGAACACGAUGCUCUGCAAGAACUAGACCUCGAAAUGGGAUUCGGAGCCAGUUUGGGUUGUCGGCGGAUAGACGAUGACUACGACCCCGAAGCUGGCAUCCGCGUAGCCUUUGAGAUCGAACGUCCUGUUCUUCGUCCCAGGAUACGCACAAGUAGCAUGUAUCGGCAGCGUUUAGCGGUCCGAGACACCGCAGAAAUCAGUGUCGUCCCAUUACCGCGACCACAGCUGUUGACCUCUUCUUCAAUUUUGUGCCAACCAAUGGCAUCCAUCAAAGACGAUCUUUCGGGGAAAUCUCAUCUACGCCCAGAGUUAGAUGUUACAGUCGACGAGUUCGAGCUGUCUGGUUACGGACAGUUCGGCGGAUAUGCACCCGAACAAGAGUUCACGCUGGCAAUGGAUUUACCGCCGAAGAAAUGGAAGCAGAAUCGAGAUACAAUCCUUCGCAAUAGGCAAGGAUUGGAUCCUUUCGACAGCGCUGCGAUCGAAUGUCGAUAA